Molecule: messenger RNA, 4282 nt
Organism: Salmo salar (Atlantic salmon)
Lineage: Eukaryota; Metazoa; Chordata; Actinopteri; Salmoniformes; Salmonidae
Product: growth arrest-specific protein 1
Biological process (GO): regulation of cell cycle
Source: RefSeq, a predicted model, not a curated record
CUUGUCAAGGGAUGCGGAGGAACCAGUGGGGGGAACGCGAAAGACACUCAACAGUCGUAACUAUUCUAUGGGGCGUUACGUUUACAUCGCAUUCCUCAUUCCUUUGCAUCAUUUUAAAGCUGAAGAAGGCACCGAAUGCAUGCUACAUGAGUGGAUACACCAUAACACUUUACCUGGAACGGAGUUUGUAUUUCUGAAAGGUAAAACGACGAAAACGUCUCUUCUUGCUGCUUCAUUUGUGAGUGCGGCAAAGCAAUGGGACGCAGGAGUUGAAGAGUUCUCGUGAAGCCGCUACUGUUGUGAAGAUAAGUGGAGAGUUAAUUUGUGCCUUUUAACUUUUAUUGUGAGUGUAUCAAGUGACAAUCUAACAAAUUGCAAGCUAUGUGCGGUUUUCACACCUUGGGCGUAUCACGGCAAAUCAUUUGCUGAACCUCGUUCAUUCUCCAGUGGAGCGGCCUGAAUGCGAGGGAAUGGAUUUGCUUGACUACUUUUUGACAUAUAUUUAAUGUAGAUACCGCUACACAAAUCCAUAUGUUGAAGUCUUAUUUGGAUCAGUCUACAUCGAAAUGGCAAGUUUUGCCGGGUUUAUAAAGUGGACUGGGAGAUCAACUUUGUAUUUAUGCUGCGCGUUUGUCCUGUUCGGCUGUCUCUGCAUCGCGUCCCCUACUCAUGGUCGUCGGCUCAUCUGUUGGCAAGCCAUCAUGAAGUGUCAUGGAGAGUCUGAGUGCCACUACGCAUAUGACCAAUACCUUUACGCCUGUGCGCCUGUUAUCAACGGGGAUAGGAAGAAGUGUCCCAGCCACUGCAUCUCGUCCCUUAUCCAGCUGAAUCUAACCGAGACCGGCCCGUCUCUGGAGGACUGUGACUGCGCCUCGGACCCCGUCUGCCGGAGCACCAAACGCGCCAUAGAGCCGUGCCUGCCUCGGACAAGCAAUAUGGGCUGCACCGAAGCCCGGCGGCAAUGCGAGAGAGACUCCCAAUGCAGUUCGGCAAUGCGCGACUAUUUGUUUCACUGCCGUAAACUUUUCGGAGGGGAGAGAUGUUCGGACGACUGCAGGAGGGUGAUUGCCAACAUGCGAAAUAUACCCAAAGCACAACAACUUGAUACUUGUGUUUGUGAUGGCACAGAGAGGACCAUAUGCGAGUACGUCAAAGUUAGUAUGAAAAACUUUUGCUUUGACUCUAUGGACAGAUACGCGGGCAGCGGGUUUUCUGAUUCAGAGGACGACUCUGAAGAUGAUUAUGACGAGAUGGAGGAUUAUAUAUAUGUGGAAAACAAAAGUUUUUCAUCCAGAUCCGCCUGUCAGGGUGUUGUAUGGACUGCCUCUGUGGCCACCAUUUUGGUUCUAAUGAAUCUGAUCUGAUAGGGCAGCCUACCCCAGUUGAUUCAGCUGUUGGGAAAGUUGUUUGAGAAAGAGGGGCCUGUGAAAUGUUGACACGGACAUAAUAGCUCAUGAAAGUUGUAACACCAGCACACCUGCUUUAGCUUAUACGUUUUGUGUAUGAAGGAUUUUAUGGCCUUUGCUCAGCUAUCUAUCUUCAUGGGGCUUCUUCUCAACAUUCCGUCUGGUCUCUGUCUCACUCUGUCUCUGUGCUGAUCAAUGCUAUGGGUCAGUCAUUUAGGUAAAGACUUUUAUAUUUCAAAUGUAUCAUUUUUUGGGGUGACUCUAAAAGGUUUAUAGAUUAAUUUCCAGACAGCUGUGCACCUCUAGGCUAUGUAAUAUUUGAACCAACCCUUGAAGAAUGUUAUACACCUAUUUCAUCAGCUAUUGCCUAUCAUCACAAAAUAGUCAAAAAUGUAUAGAAGUUUGACACCACUUCUUUUUUUUUAUGUGGAGAGACAAGUGACUUUAGAGUACGCUGCUAUUUUCGAGACAAUGAAAACGGCAGUAUUUAAAGCGUUCUCUUCGUAGUCACUUCGUUGUAAUGUGGAGAGACUAAUCAAGUGUUCUUCUUUUCUUAUGAGCUAGACAAUAGACAUAGGCAUACGUGUAAUUAAGAUGUAAUUUCAUUUCUAGUCAGUGGAUAAUGCAUUUGAUGCAAGCACCUGACAAUAGUUUGAUUGGUUGGUUAGCCUACAUUACUAGCCUUAAUCAUGUCACACACAUUUCCUUAAACUCAGUUUCAAUGUCAAGUUUUGCAAAAGUUUUAAGGGAGAUUAUUUUUAUAUGUCAAAAUCUGUAAAGUUAAAUUGUACAGUUUAUUGUAUGAUAUUGAUUUUGUUUCCGGAGAUAUUUGUUUAUUACUGCUAAGAAGAGAUUUGCACUGUAUAGAAAUGACGUGAAAUGCUUCACGGUGACUAAUGUAUAUUCUUUUGUGUCCAGAGGUGAAAAUAUAAGUCUUCUUGUUUAAAGUGACUCUUGAUUGUUUCACUCUUCCUUAUGUGGCCGUAUGGGCACUGGGCAGCAGGUUAUUUCACCGCUAUAGGGAAAUAUAACAAUCUAAGUCUUGCUUUAAAGCAGCAAUCAGCAGUUGAGACAAUAACAAUGCAUACUCCUCACCUGUUUCGGUAAAAAGCUGAGGGAUGGGGCUGGAGAAAUGUAAAGACUCUCAAAUUCAUAGACGGAGCUAUGGACGCAAGGACUGGCCAUCCAAGAUAUCAAAAUAAUAGUUUUAACCAUCCAUUUUUGGACAUGUAAAUUAUGUACCCAUUUUGAUUCUUGAAGAAUAAAACUUAUAAAUGCCUCAUGAGCUUAGUUCCACUGUCAAGACCCAAAAUACAAGCUUGUUUUACUCCAAUGUUUGUGAACAAAGUAAAUGUAAAGAAACACUGUACAGCCUCAAAACAUGGUUAAAACUAUACAUUUGAUAUCAUGGACGAUCACUCCUUGCAUUCAUAGCUCUGUCUGUGAAUAUGAGAGUGGGCACAUUUCUCCACCCCCCAUUCCUUCAGCUUUUUACAGAAGCAGUGGCAGGGAGUACGCAUUGUUAUCGUUUCAACUGGGGAUUGACCCUUUAAAGUGCUAUAUGAAUCUUGAUUGUUUCACUCUUCACUCUGCCUUAAGUGACCAUAUGGGCACUGGGCAGCAGGCUAUUUCACUACCGUGUCUCUCAAGUCUUUUGACAGCUGUACCAAUCCUUUCCACCAUCACAAAAUUCCCUCAUUACGAACGAUCAGUUGAUCUGAGCUACUGAAUGUCGCCUAAAUCCCAGAGCAAAUAAAGCGUCAAGUAAAAGAAAAGCUCUUAGUCGGAUCGAUAUACACUUGACCUUGUAAACAUCAAUGUUUGCUGAAGGCAUAAAUUGUUAAUGCUGGAAGACUGUUUAAACAUAAGGAAUAAAGACCCCUAUCUCCUGGGGAUUGCUGCUCAAAUGGAGCCAAGAAGGGCCUUGCCAGUUUAUUUAUCCUCACCCCAUGUGUUUGUUAGAAGUCUUCACACAGAGAGGAGAGGGGGAAAGGAAAGCUGUGUCCGGAUGAAUGGAGACUUAAGUAGCCAUUACAAAUGCACUCUGAUUGGACUGCUGUGUGUGGUGUGUGUGUUAGAUACCGGCCGUUGCUAUGUAUGUGUAACAAAGUAGAAGUGUUUUUCUUUUUUAAAACACUUUCGCUUCAACUUUACUAUUAUUACUUAUCAUCCUGAACAGAAGUUAAAUGGCUGGUUAUAGACCCAGGUCUACUUGUAGAAGUGUGUAGCCUAACCCACCACCUCUAAGGAAACCAUUUAAUUUGUGUGUCACAUUUGUUUUCUCUUUUGGCACCACUGAGAGACAGAAAAAGAGAGGGGGGACAUCAUCCUCUCCUUCAACUCUUGUCACAAGAGGGACUUGAGAGCAAUGAUGGCAGCCAUGUUGUUUCCCUCUGGAGGAGGACAAGGGCCCUCCGGCCCAGUGAAUGGAGGAGAAGUCGAGUGGCACUACUGUCAUGGAAAUGUAAAACACACAAUGGUGGGAGCGGCACAAUGUGCAGGCACUUCAUUCACUCGCUUUCUCUCUGACAGCAUCUCCUCUGAGAGAGGGGAGGAUGGGGGGGAGCUUGGGGAGAGACAGAGACCACUACUGCAGAUAGGGGCUUCUCGGAAGGACUUGAGAAACUUCUGUCAACGUUGUAUCUCUCUUUCUCUAUGUGAUGCCUCCAUGCUUAACGUUAGGUGAUGCUCACUUGGCUUUAUUUUAAGGUGUGCUUAUAAACUGUUUAUACUGGUUAAUAGCUAUUAUUUGUCAGCUAUUAAACAUAAUACAUUUAUAAGGCCUGAUGUUUAUGAUGUAUAUGAGUAAAUGUCUUUAUGAUCAGACAUGUAUUAGGUACAGCAUACAUGAAUAAAUGAUUAAAUAUGCUAUAUAA